Messenger RNA from Exophiala bonariae, 747 nucleotides. RefSeq lists its product as uncharacterized. Bases 1 to 747 code for a protein of 248 amino acids. The transcript is spliced from 4 exons. Gene Ontology annotation, biological process: transmembrane transport. Gene Ontology annotation, molecular function: transmembrane transporter activity. Gene Ontology annotation, cellular component: membrane. Lineage: Eukaryota; Fungi; Ascomycota; Eurotiomycetes; Chaetothyriales; Herpotrichiellaceae. The record is from RefSeq and is a predicted model, not a curated record.
AUGGCGCUUUCGAUGACGCUUCAAUACAUGGACAAGCAGGCACUUCCCGCCGCCUCAAUCCUGGGAAUCAUUCAGGACCUUAAACUCUCAGGCGCCCAAUAUUCGUGGGCCAGCUCAAUUUUCUGGUUCGGCUACCUGGCAUCCACAUAUGCAACUCCAUAUCUGAUGGUUCGCCUCCCUAUCGGCAAAGUCCUCUCUUGCACCUUCGUCGGCUGGGCAGUCAUGAUCGGAUGCCAUGCGACACUCAAGAACUUUGGAGGUCUCAUGGCCGUCCGAGCCUUGCUGGGAAUGGCUGAAGCUGCGGCUAUACCUGGAUUCAGCCUGUUGACUGGCAUGUUCUACAAGCGCCAGGAGCACGCCUUAAGGCACGGACUUUGGUUCAUAGGGAAUUCGCUCGGCAUCAUGAUCGCUGGCUUGCUGUCCUUUGGUAUUGCUCAUGUCAAGUCCGGUAUUGGUGCUUGGAAGUGGCUAUUCGUAACCCUAGCCGUCAUCACCUUCGCCUGGGCAGUGGUAAUGUUCUGGACACUCCCUGACACGCCUGCAACCGCAAAAUUCCUGUCAAAAGAGCGAAGAAUCCAUGCGGUGGAACGCCUGCGGAGUAACCAAAUGAUUGUCAAAAACAACCAGUUCCAAUGGUAUCAGUUUCGAGAGGCUUUGCUCGAUCCUCGGAUCUGGCUGCUUUGCCUCUUCCUUAUGGCAGUGUCCAUAUGCAGCAGCUCCAUUGCCGCGGUAUUGUUUGUCCCUUGA